AUGAGUUUCUACACAAUGCGUCCUGUGACAUCAUCCGCCACCCUCCUCCUUCGGGCAAAGCCCUCGGUUGGACCUCUGCGUACCUUCUCAUCAUACGGCAACGCCCUUUCCUCGAAGCGGGACAUGCAAACUGCCACAGCCUACCGCCCACACACACUUCCUUCCUCUUUCCCGCCGCCUCGAAGCAGCGGUGGCGCCGACACCUCAAUCUCAGCAGAAUUCCCUCUUCCCGAAUCACAGCCCACCCAGCGAACAUCACAAAACACACCUAGUCUGAGUGUACGGGAAGGGGAAGCGCAAAAGUCGAAAACGAGCUUUUCCGCUUCUCCGGCCGCCCCCAAGACUUCCCCGAAGCCCCGUCGGCCACUUCGGCCAAGGAAGGCAGCCAUGAAAUUGUCCGCCGUGGCCACCGAGCAACUCCGGAAAUUGAUGGCUCAGCCUGAACCGAAAUUCAUUCGGGUCGGUGUGAAGAACCGUGGCUGCUCCGGCCUUGCUUACCACCUCGAAUACGUGGAACAACCGGGAAAGUUCGACGAGGUCGUCGAACAAGAUGGUGUCAAGGUUUUGAUCGACAGCAAGGCACUCUUCAGUAUCAUUGGCAGUGAAAUGGACUGGCAUGAGGACAAGCUGAGCAGACGAUUUGUUUUCCGCAACCCCAACAUCAACACACCAUCCCUGCAUGGAAACACACCCACCAUGUCCUCACACUUCGCUUCAUAUACAAGCGAGCAAGGAUACCCACUCCUCAUCGCCGUGCGCUUCUCCGCCUCAAUCCCCGACCUCCGACUGGAUGUCCCAGAACCCGAGACCACAACAGGCGCAGGCCUCAAACAACUAAUCCGCGCCGAGCUCCCCAAAGACCUCUCAACUCACCGUCUGCGUCUCAUCUAUGCCGGCCGCGGCUUAGAGGACACAGCCGCUUUAACUGUCUCACUCAAGCUCCCCACCCCGCCUCGAAGCUCCCCCGCACCGGAAGACAAUGGAAAAGGCAAGCAGGCAGUGCACGAUGACCGUCCACGUAUCUACAUCCACUGCUCAAUCGGAGACAUCGCACUCUCAGAAACAGACCUAGCCAACGAAGCAAGCGUGUCAUCAACGCUGCAACGAAAGAGCACAGCCACACCGAUCGAUGAAGCAGAUGAGCGUUCACCACUCGUGUCCCAUGAGCCACAGACAACCCCUGCACCGCGGGGCUUUGAUCGCCUUCUCGCGGCUGGAUUUACGGCCACGGAGGUUACGGCCUUGCGCUCGCAGUUCUUGGCUAUGCAGUCUGUUUCUCGGACGCGGGAUACCAUGCCUAGUGGGGAACAGUUGAGGGAACUUGAGGAUCGGUGGAUGGAUGAAGGGUCUACGGCCGUGCAGGUGGUUGAGGGGGAUGAUAAUGGGGGCAUUGGAUCUGGGUCACAGGGAGCUAUGGAUGAUAUGCUGUGGGGGGCUGUGAUGGGGUUCUUCUGGCCUAUUGGUUGUGCCAUGUGGUUGAGGAGGGAGGAGGGGGUUUGGAGUUGGAGGAAGGGGGUUGCUAUUUCUAUAGGCGUUGCAGUGAAUGCAGCAUUUGGGGCGAUGAGGAUUAUGGGGUAG
Messenger RNA from Penicillium salamii, 1578 nucleotides. The record is from the annotation of a GenBank genome assembly. Lineage: Eukaryota; Fungi; Ascomycota; Eurotiomycetes; Eurotiales; Aspergillaceae.